CGCCGCCCUGAGCCCCGCGAGGUCCGGAGGCCGCGAUGACGCCGAGCCCCGCGCUGCUGCUGCUGCUGCCGCCGCUGCUGCUGGGGGCCCUCCCGCCGGCCGCCGCCGCCCGAGGCCCCCCGAGGAUGGCCGACAGGGUGGUCCCCCGGCUGGUGGCCCGGCUGGGCCGCACCGUCCGGCUGCCGUGCCCCGUGGAGGGGGACCCGCCGCCGCUGACCAUGUGGACCAAGGACGGCCGCACCAUCCACGGCGGCUGGAGCCGGUUCCGCGUGCUGCCCCAGGGCCUGCGGGUGAAGGAGGUGGAGCGGGAGGACGCGGGCGCCUACGUGUGCAAGGCCACCAACGGCUUCGGCAGCCUCAGCGUCAACUACACCCUCAUCGUCAUGGAGGAGACCAGCCCGUCCAGGGAGAGCCCAGGGCACGAGGGCUCCUCCGGGGGCCAGGAGGACCCAGCCAGCAAGCAGUGGGCGCGGCCCCGCUUCACGCAGCCCUCCAAGAUGCGGCGCCGGGUGAUCGCGCGGCCCGUGGGCAGCUCCGUGCGUCUCAAGUGCGUGGCCAGCGGGCACCCGCGGCCCGACAUCGUGUGGACGAAGGAUGACCAGGCCCUGGCGCGCCCCGAGGCCAGCGGGCACCGCAAGAAGUGGACGCUGAGCCUGAAGAACCUGCGCCCCGAGGACAGCGGCAAGUACACGUGCCGCGUGUCCAACCGCGCGGGCGCCAUCAACGCCACCUACAAGGUGGACGUGAUCCAGCGGACGCGGUCCAAGCCCGUCCUCACGGGCACGCACCCCGUGAACACCACCGUGGACUUCGGGGGCACGACCUCCUUCCAGUGCAAAGUGCGCAGCGACGUGAAGCCCGUGAUCCAGUGGCUGAAGCGCGUGGAGUACGGCGCCGAGGGCCGCUACAACUCCACCAUCGACGUGGGCGGCCAGAAGUUCGUGGUGCUGCCCACGGGCGACGUGUGGUCGCGGCCCGACGGCUCCUACCUCAACAAGCUGCUCGUCACCCGCGCCCGGCAGGACGACGCGGGCAUGUACAUCUGCCUGGGCGCCAACACCAUGGGCUACAGCUUCCGCAGCGCCUUCCUCACCGUGCUGCCAGAUCCCAAGCCGCCAGGACCCCCCGUGGCCCCCUCGGCCUCCGCCACCAGCCUGCCGUGGCCCGUGGUCAUCGGCAUCCCAGCCGGCGCCGUCUUCAUCCUGGGCACCGUGCUCCUGUGGCUCUGCCAGGCCAAGAAGAAGCCGUGCGCGCCCGUGCCCGCGCCCCCUGUGUCCGCACACCGUGCACCCGGGGCCUCCCGCGACCGCGGCGGCGACAAGGACCUGGCCGUGUCACCGGCCCUCGGCACCGCUGCCAGCGUGGGGCUGUGUGAGGAGCUCGGGGUCCCAGCGGCCCCCCAGCACCUGCUGGGCCCUGGGCCGGCUGCCGGCCCCAAGCUUUACCCCAAACUCUACACGGACGUGCACACGCACACACACACGCACACGCACUCACACACGCACUCGCAUGUGGAGGGCAAGGUCCACCAGCACCAGCACAUCCACUUCCAGUGCUAGGCGUGCUGCUCGGGGGCUGGCGCACAGCGGGGCGGGCGGGGGCCGCCGGGGCACCUGGA
Messenger RNA from Eptesicus fuscus (big brown bat), 1618 nucleotides. RefSeq names its product fibroblast growth factor receptor like 1 (gene FGFRL1). Gene Ontology annotation, molecular function: fibroblast growth factor receptor activity; fibroblast growth factor binding. The coding region runs from base 36 to 1559 and encodes 507 amino acids. The transcript is spliced from 7 exons. NCBI's taxonomy places the organism in Eukaryota, Metazoa, Chordata, Mammalia, Chiroptera, Vespertilionidae. The record is from RefSeq and is a predicted model, not a curated record. Gene Ontology annotation, cellular component: plasma membrane.